Molecule: messenger RNA, 3896 nt
Organism: Misgurnus anguillicaudatus (oriental weatherfish)
Lineage: Eukaryota; Metazoa; Chordata; Actinopteri; Cypriniformes; Cobitidae
Product: suppressor of tumorigenicity 14 protein homolog
Biological process (GO): complement activation; proteolysis
Cellular component (GO): extracellular region
Molecular function (GO): serine-type endopeptidase activity; protein binding
Source: RefSeq, a predicted model, not a curated record
UUUUUAAUCCACGGCAGACGGAGCGAUAUAAUGACACAUUCCUCACCGCGAUUAAUUUAAUGAUGCCCUCAUCUCGCAACACCACACUGCCCAUUGUUGGCCAUGGCACACGCACACGGGUGAAGUUUGCCCACAAUUUCUGUCGCACGGAUGGCUGUGCGGAUUGUACCUGCUCAUAGUGCUCCCUUUGUGCCGCGGUGCAUGCUGGGUAGCGUGCAGCACCUGGAUACGGUGAGCGAACGCUCGCAGCGCCAGACCCGCUCAGGUCGGGUUUCUCCGGGUAUCUAAGGAGAUAUCGCGCUGCUUUUCCGGGCUCAUUUCUCAGCCCAAUCUAUUGUUUUGUAUCGCUGCAACGGAGCCAUAAAGAAACCGGGCCAUGAGGACUUUUCCCAAAAACAGAAGUUGCGAAAUUUACAGCGUAUCUGGUUUAGGACCGCGCGUCCCCGCUGGCUCACAUGCACAGGACUUUGUGACAAAGGCCGCCCAGACAUCAAGUCCAUCUAACAGCGAGUCACAACCUGGGUCUGACAUCAAGAGCCCACGGGGCAAGAGGGUGGACUGCGGGGUAUGGAGUAAGUGGGCACCGAGAACUGCCCCCCUCCUUCCUCUCUCCAUUGCCAUUGCACUGACGCUUCAUUUCCUUGCAUCUUCCUCAUCUUCCUCAGUGUUCUACCUUGGAGGAAGUGUUGAGUUCUCCAACCUCAGCUUCUCCCCAGACCUGGCAGACCCGACGUCUACACAGUUCCACCUUCAGUCUCAGGCGCUAAGCCAUUACUUCUCAGAGUUGUAUGAUUCAUCACCAUGGAAGUCGUAUUACCAGAACUCAGGAAUUAUUGCAUUUAGUGAAGGAGUGGAAGGUCUUUGUGUCUACUACUGGAGUAAAUUCUCUGCUCCUCCCCUUAUUUCUGAUGAACUCCGGAGAUUGAACCCAAACCGUCUGCAGCGCCGUCUUCCCGGAACCAACAAGGUUCUCUUUAGCAAGAAUGAGGAACGCUACUACAUGGAGAAGGAUACAGACACGCUACGUCUCUUGGGCUUAAAUCCAGAUGAUGUCAGUGUUGGUGAUGACGACGACGAUGAUGAUGAAGACUCGGAUGACAAGGCGGAAAAGAUAAAGAACCCAAACUCUUUGCAGAGUGGCAAGUGGCAGUUGGGGCUGCAGGCCAUGUCUUUUGACCUGUAUGCCAAGUAUGGUAACAAUCGCACUCUCAGUCUCGUGAGUCCGAAAAAGCCGUAUUACCAGUGGAGGCUUCGGGUGCCGUCCGGCCACGUUGUGCGACUUGUCAUUCUUACACUUCAAGGGGCGACACCAGGUAGCUGCUCUGCCAACAAACUUUCAGCAUAUGACUUCCUACUGCCACUUCAAAACAAGAUCAUUGCCAGAUGGUGUGGUCUGCCAAUAUCAGGAACAUCCCCUGUGAUGAAACUGACGUCGUCUGGAAACGUCAUGCUUGUUACGUUUUCAUUCAGUCGACAGAGGCAAGGAGCCAUCUUCAAAGCCUAUUUCCAGGCUAUACCCAAAACCGAGUGUGGCGGUUUUCUCACUGCUUGGAAUGGCACAGUAACGUCCCCAUAUUACCCUGCCUACUACCCUCCAAAUGUGGACUGUAACUGGAAGAUCAGGGCUCCGUUGCCGGGAUACCUUCUCUCCGUGACCAUUGUGAUGCUGGACAUUCAGGAUUCGCCGGCCUCUAGCACCUGUGAGAAAGACUGGCUGGAAAUAGGUGGCGUCAAGUUGUGUAACCCCAUUGGCGACAGCAGCAGAAAGAGAAUAUAUUCGUCCCCUAUCCUGUUGCACUUUCACUCGGAUGAAUCUUUGACUCAUAAAGGUUUCUACCUGAUCUACAGAGCCUUUUCUCCUGAAAGUGCAUGCCCCAGGCAGUUCAGAUGUGGAGAUGGCAAGUGUAUUCCUCUUAGAAAGGUGUGUGAUGGAGAUAAAGACUGUUCUGAUGGACGAGAUGAGGCUAAAUGCAACACAUGUAAACCAGGAGAGGUUUACUGUAAUGGCCAGUGUAGACCGCACGGCCAGUGUAACACACAAUUUACAUGCGAUGACAGCGGUGAAGAGUCAAACUGUGGAGGUAAAUGCUACCAUAUGUGCCCAAACAAGAUCUGCCUUCCCAAAGCGUCAGUGUGUGAUGGAGUUGUUGACUGCAAAGACCGUAGCGAUGAACUCAAUUGUACAAGAGCAUAUCAGAAAGGAUGCUCUCCCACUUCCUUCAAAUGUGCUAAUGGAAAAUGCUUAAGUAAGAUCAACCCUGAGUGUGACGGGAUUAAAGACUGCAAAGAUGGUUCAGAUGAGCUGCGCUGCGCAUGUGGCACACGUCCCAGAAAGAGGGCAAAGAUUGUGGGUGGAACCGAUGCCCAGUCAGGCUCAUGGCCGUGGCAGGUGAGCCUUCAGAUGGAACGCUACGGUCACGUUUGCGGCGCUUCUCUGGUGGGCAGCCGCUGGCUCAUCUCCGCAGCUCAUUGCUUCCAGGACUCGGAUGCAAUCAAGUAUUCUGAUGCACGAUCGUGGAGGGCGUACAUGGGGAUGCGGGUGAUGAACACCGUCAGCAACGCAGCAGCCACCAGGCAGAUCCGCCGUAUUGUCCUGCACUCUCAAUACGACCAAUUCACCUCCGACUAUGACAUUGCACUUCUAGAACUCAGCGCCCCCGUCUUUUUUAAUGAUUUGGUACAACCUGUCUGUGUGCCCGCCCCCUCCCAUGCCUUCACUUCCGGAACCAGCUGCUUUGUCACUGGAUGGGGAGUUUUGACAGAGGAGGGUGAGCUGGCCACAUUGCUACAAGAGGCGACAGUUAACAUCAUUAGUCACAACUCUUGCAACAAGAUGUAUGACGACGCAGUGACUCCCAGAAUGCUUUGUGCCGGUAACAUUCAGGGAGGAGUGGAUGCUUGUCAAGGUGACUCUGGGGGACCACUGGUGUGUCUGGAGCGAGGGCGGAGGUGGUUUUUAGCGGGCAUUGUGAGUUGGGGUGAGGGCUGUGCCCGACAGAACAGGCCCGGGGUUUACACACGAGUCAUUAAGUUCACAGACUGGAUUCACCAGCAAACUAAAGGCCAGGUGUGAUGCACAUAUUUACACCAGAGAAUGCUUAACAUCAUCAUUCGCACGUGUUCAGUUGUGAUCAAGGGGCACUCAUGGUGCCCACAUACAGGGCAAACUUCAACACCUCUGCAGUGGGAGCAGUUUUUUCAUCAAUGCUCAGCGUUCGAAAUACCAAUCCAUGGUCUGCCAGCAGCUUCGCUCCGCGCUGUGAUUCCGAAUCCCUUAAGCUCUUGAGAACCAUCUGAAAACCAAAUGCACUCUCUAAGGCCUCCAGACCGGACUACUAGUGUAGAUAUUUUAAUAAACUGGUUAAAGAAGUGCAUGUCAUUAUUUACAAUGGAAGAGUUCUCUUGGUGAGAGUUUUUGUAUAGCAUUCAUUCAUUUAUUCAUGUUAUUGGAAUAAAUAUUUUUAGGAUAAUUUAAACCCUCAGCUUCAUGUAGUAUGUUGUAUGUUUUUUCAUUCUCCUAUUCAAAUUUAUCCAACUGUAUAAUUAUGUGCAUGUCAAAAAUUGACAAACAAUAAUUUUGGUCCUUGUACCAUUUUUGAUUUUGUAUUAUUGCUAUUGUAUAAUUUGAUUGUGUUUUUGCUGUCCUGUCCCUCACAACUGAUUUUUAGCCAUGAAGCUCUCUCUCAUUGGGAUAUUGCAAUGCCUGCCCCUAAAGACUCCCUCUACUGGUUGUGGUUUGACAUUACAUCUUACUCCUCAGUACUCCUCCUUAUGUUCUGUGUUCCGAAAACCAGAUGUAAAAGUCCAAACUGGGAAAAUAUUGAUACUAUGUAUUUAGUCGUAUGAAAAUUAGAGUGAUAUUAAAAAGAGGUGCUACAUAAAAAGUGUGAUUUGAA